Molecule: messenger RNA, 771 nt
Organism: Pocillopora meandrina
Lineage: Eukaryota; Metazoa; Cnidaria; Anthozoa; Scleractinia; Pocilloporidae
Source: the annotation of a GenBank genome assembly
AUGUGUUCGUCUCCCAAGUACAUAGUAUUUGAGGAAGAACUGCUUAAGUUAUUUGGCCGCUGUGUUGAAUGCGGUGGCGAGGUUCUUGAAAAGGAGCUAUUAAAAAAGGGAAGUGCACUUAAAGUAACGACACUUUGUAAAAACUCCCAUUCGAAGGAGUGGGUUUCCCAGCCACUUGUUAACAGGGCGGCCGCGGGGAACGUAUUGCUUUCAGGUGCUAUAGUUUUUACAGGAAAUACGUUUUCGCGUGUUUCAGAAGUUGCCUCUGCAAUAAAUCUUGCCUUUCUGAGCAAAUCGGAUUAUCACAACUGGCAGAAGAAGCACCUUUUCCCUGUUAUAAAUGAUCGUUGGCAGCAGGAAAAGGCGGCAAUCCUCGCCGAUCUCUUAGACAGGAACUCAGUCACUCUCCUCGGGGAUGGACGUUGUGACUCCCCAGGCUAUAGUGCCAAAUACGGAACUUACACCAUGAUGGACAAAGAGAGUGAGAAAAUUGUCGAUUUCGAAGUUUGCCAUGUAAAGCAGAGUACAAGUUCACAGGCAAUGGAGAAACGUGGUUUUAAGCAUUGCCUUGAUCGCGCACUAAAUAGUGGCAUUCCUGUAGGUGUUGUAGGUACUGACAGGCACACCGGUAUCAAGGCACUCAUGAGAAGCGAGUAUAAGGACCUCGGUGUUGAGCACCAGGUAGACGUGUGGCACUUGACUAAGAACAUCAAGUCCAAGCUAGUCACGAAAGCCAAGAAGAAAGAAUGCAGGACCUCUCUCCUUGGAUAA